CAAUACCCGAUCAAAUCCACUCCACAGACGUCAUUUUAAAUCCAUCCCUUUCUAAAUCUUCGUCUCUUAUUUAUAUAUUUCCUCUCCAAUUCCUCCAUCCUCAAUUUUUUUCUUGCUUUCCUUUCCCAACUUUAAAAUCCUCAAUACUUUUUUUUUUCCAAUUUUAACCACAAAACCAAUAUUGAUCGAUAGACAAGAGAUGCCAAGCUACGGCUUGACAAUCCCGGGAGCCGAUUCCCGCCUCUACGUCACCACCAUCUCCACCGCCCGACCCGCGCCCGACCCGAAACCCAGUUCGCUGCCGGUGUUCUCGUCCCGGGCGACCCGGUUCGGGUCGAUCAAGGCCAAGGCGGCGACGGUGAACGACGCGGCGGCGGCGGAGGAGGAGCGGAAGGAGCUGUCGUUUUACGAGCUGCUGGGGAUACCCGAGUCCGGAUCCAUAACGGAGAUCAAGCAGGCGUACAAGCAGCUGGCAAGGAAGUACCACCCGGACGUGUCGCCGCCGGGUCGGGUCGAGGAGUAUACGGAGAAGUUUAUUCGGGUUCAGGAGGCGUAUGAGACGUUGUCGGAUUCGAGGAGGAGGGCUAUGUAUGAUCAGGACAUGGCUAGGGGUCUUCACCUUGCCUUCUCUGCUAGAAGAUACCAAUAUGAUGAGGGAAUGGAAGGAAAAGGUGACUGGAAGAAUCGCUGGCAAAGCCAGCUAUCUGAGCUGAAGAGAAGAAGCUCAUACAAGGAUGAUCGACAAAAUAUGUCAUGGGGAGCUAGAAUGCGUCGGCAAAGAGAGGGACUGUCUGAUGAAGUAUAAAUAGGUUCUCUUUAUGUCUGAUGUUUAUAGUUAUAUCAACAUAUCUGCCCUAGCUUCUUAGUUAUGGUUGGUUUUAGAGAGGAAACUAAAGCUGCCAUCUAGUUAACCAUUGCCACUGCGAAGCAAAGAAAGUACUAAUAAUAUGCUGAACCAGAUGGAUGUUCAAAUAGAAAAAUGUAAAGUUGUUUUGCUGCUCUUGACAACCAUAAAUAUAGGCAAGGUAUGUAGUGUACAUAAAGUUUUGCCAGAUAAAGACUUGGUCAUAACCCAUUUUCUCUUUGUUACUUGAGCAAACGUUAUUGCUCAAUAUCA
Molecule: messenger RNA, 1117 nt
Organism: Rosa chinensis
Lineage: Eukaryota; Viridiplantae; Streptophyta; Magnoliopsida; Rosales; Rosaceae
Product: chaperone protein dnaJ 20, chloroplastic
Exons: 2
Coding region: 200-805 (201 amino acids)
Cellular component (GO): chloroplast
Source: RefSeq, a predicted model, not a curated record